Molecule: messenger RNA, 1655 nt
Organism: Camelina sativa (false flax)
Lineage: Eukaryota; Viridiplantae; Streptophyta; Magnoliopsida; Brassicales; Brassicaceae
Source: RefSeq, a predicted model, not a curated record
AAUCACUCAUCUCAUCCACGCGUCUUGUUGUUUCUGUUAAAGAUCCGGUACUCAAACCCAAACCCGGAACCUCGGAUCCGGACCCUGAUACUAAACCCCGAAUCUCACGCUUUUGAGAGUGUGUACUCUUUCCCUAGUCGACCCGGUUGGGUUCAUUCAUCUCUCUCUCUCUUCCUCAAGAGCGCCCCUUCUGCGUGAUUUCUGUUUCUUCUUCACGCUCUCUCUAAAAUUCCCCAAUUGCUAUCGGUGACGCUCUCAUGCUUUAAACGCUGCGUUAAACGAAACAAAAUACACCAAAAAAGGUAAUCCCAUGAUUUGGGUUUGGCUCAUAACAAAACAAAAAUCCAAACUUUAAGAAAAAAAUCUCACCUUUGCAACGAUUUUGAUGGUGGUAUGUAGCUGAAGCUGGACCCUUUUCGUUUUGAAAACAGAACGAUUAAUGGAAAUGGAUUUAUCUGGGACGAUGACGAAUCAAGGAUCAAACUUUCGGAAAUUUGAGAUUGAUUCAUCGACAUCAUCAUCAUCCUCUGAUCAUCAGUUUCACUCGAUGAAUGCGCUUGAGAUCUUGAGAGAAACCGUACGAAUCCUCCGGUAUAAUCUCGGUGCUUUCAUGUUAAUCGCACUUCUUUUGAUCUGCCCUGUUUCAGCUAUUCUGUUACCUAACCUUUUAGUUGAUCAAUCCGUUGUUAAUUCACUCACUGUGAGGCUUCUCUUAGUUUCGAAAUCAAGUGGUCUUCCUUUGUUGCCUUUUGUGAGAAACUCUUCUGCUGUGGUUUACUCUGUGGAUUGCACUUACUCUAGGAAAAAAGUUGUCAUGUCCAAGUUUGUGGUGAUAAUGCAGAGACUAUGGAAACGUCUUGUGAUCACUUACUUGUGGAUUUGUACUGUGAUUGUUGUUUGUCUCACUUCCUUCUGUGUGUUUCUUGUCGCGGUGUGUAGCUCGUUUUAUGUUCUUGGAUUCUCUCCUGAUUUCAGUGCUUACGGAGCUAUCUUAGUUGGUUUGGUGUUCUCAGUAGUGUUUGCUAAUGUUAUCAUUAUCUGCAACACUACGAUCGUGAUCUCGAUUCUUGAAGAUGUUUCCGGGCCAGAAGCGUUGCUGAGAGCGAGUGAUCUGAUUAAAGGACAGACUCAGGUUGGUUUGUUGAUAUUUCUAGGAUCGACAAUAGGAUUGACGUUUGUGGAAGGGUUGUUUGAGCAUAGAGUGAAGAGUUUGAGUUAUGGAGAUGGGUCUUCGAGGUUAUGGGAAGGUCCACUUCUUGUGGUGAUGUAUUCCUUUGUGGUGCUUAUUGAUACAAUGAUGAGUGCUGUGUUCUAUUUUAGUUGCCGGUCUUAUAGUAUGGAAGCUGUUGAAGCUUUGGAAGCUUCUGGAGAAAUCGUGUCCCAAGAUUUAUCUCUUCUUUAAGAUUUUUGUUUUUCAAGUUUCACAACAUUGAGGAUCUAAAGACAAUGCAAAGGAAGGGUUUCAAAAGAGUUAGUUGAAUUGGAUCACAAGUAAAUUUAAGAGGCCAUGUAUAUGAAAGGAGAUUUUUUAGUUGAGCAUUCUUUGUUUUUUUUUGCUGGGCUUUCUUUAAUUUAGGUUGCUCUUUACAUUUUGAGAUUGUCACAUUAUGGGACUCACAUAUUGUAGACGGCACAUGUCAUUCGUAUUUUGGUCU